Molecule: messenger RNA, 1641 nt
Organism: Penicillium oxalicum
Lineage: Eukaryota; Fungi; Ascomycota; Eurotiomycetes; Eurotiales; Aspergillaceae
Exons: 1
Coding region: 1-1641 (546 amino acids)
Source: RefSeq, a predicted model, not a curated record
AUGCAUUCCUCACAGAACGACAAGACAAAGCGCAGCAAGCGAGCUGAUGCUCUAAAAGCACAGCAGACUCUCAAUCUUUUGAGACAAAUACCGCGCUUGGAAAUCCAGCAAUCGCUUGACAACCAAGCAGCCCAGUGUGAUGCCGCAAACAUAUUAGCCAACAAAUUAAAAUGGCAGAACGAUGAUCUGAUCGCUCGGCUGGACGAAGCUGAGAUGGUCAUAGCCAAAACGGAGACACGCGCAUAUGAAGCCGAGAAAAAGGCCGCCAAUUUACAGCAAGCCUUAUCACAGUCGGCAAUUGCUGCCGAGCGCAACGAAUAUUUCAUAGGGCUGAUGGCUACAGAGAAUGAAAAGUUGAAAGGAGCCAACGCUAGAAUUACAGCGAGGGCGGCUUCCAAAGAGAAAGAUUUCGAUCUGGAAGUGGAGAUGCUAGUACAACGAGCGCAGCUCUUAGAGGAAUCUCUCACGGCUGGGUUUCAAGCUGUUGAAACAUACAGUGCAUUCUUCCAACAGAACUACGAUGAUUGGAAUGAGCUCGUCAACACCCUCGAGAACUACAGGCGCCAAGAGAACGAACGAGCUACAAGCCUCUGGAAAAUGACAUCGGAGUUCAACACUACAGUAGAGAAUUUCCACGACGAGUGCAACGAGCUGAUUCGAGAUUUAGGGGCUCGUAUCGAUCACCGCAAGGACGCCACACUAGUCGACAGUGAUUUUGGCGAAGACAGCCAGAGUGACACCGGAGGUGAGUACCAUUCCUCGGGUGGGGAUGAUUAUCGCCUCCUUUCACAAGAAAUCUCCGAGACGGAUUUCGAAACCAUUUGUGACUCAGCCUAUGAGAGUGUACCGCCAGAAGAGAAUCGAUCCGACUUCGGCCGGACCAAAAGUCACAGCGAGGCCAUGGAUAAAUCAGAUACAAACUUGACCUCACCGAUCCCACCGGCACCGCCAAUACCAGAGACUCAGGGCGGCCUCACUCUGUCCCAGCUCGAUGAUUCUGGUGAUAUUAUGUCUUUUAAAUCCGACAGCGGUGCUGAGGAGUGUGGUUCGAACUCCAUACCGAGUCAACAGGUGCCCUCCGCGGACGACCCCCUCAUUCGCAACUCAGAGGACGACGAAUUUGUUGACACAUCAAUGCGGCUGGAACACAAUGUCACUACAUCACUGCAGGCGCUUGCCGGCGGUGCGUCCGCCGCAAGAGGGAGACCACGGUCACUGUCUGUUGGUGAUCUGCCCCGAUCUUUUACAAGAUCGGCCACCGCGCUGGACCAGAUGCCUGGCUCAUGGCCUCAGGAAAUUGUAUCUCACGGUGAUACCAUUUCUGUUUCCUCUUUCCCAAGCAGGGAUUUCGCGUCCUGGGCUUUGAAAGUGCUCACAAACAUUAUUCUCCCCGUGGUAUCGAGGUUCUUGAACAUAGUCAAUCCUGCAAAUACUAUCUGGAUCGUGUACGCAGCUUUGCUUUAUUUAGGGCUGUGGCGAGCCUUCAAGGACCAGUGGGAAUUGAAGCAGUGGGAACGCGCUAACGAAGCAUAUUUCGCCCAGCGUCUACGCAAUCAAUACGCGUCUCCUCCCGGGUGGAUUGAGACCAUAGGAUUCGAGAUUUCAAAAUGGCUCGAAUUUGACCGUUCUUCACUCGGUUAG